Saccoglossus kowalevskii is the source of this 1594-nucleotide messenger RNA. Its product is annotated as galectin-8-like. The record is from RefSeq and is a predicted model, not a curated record. Lineage: Eukaryota; Metazoa; Hemichordata; Enteropneusta; Harrimaniidae. Gene Ontology annotation, molecular function: carbohydrate binding.
AUCGUGCGACAAGGAUAAUUACCCUCGUCUUUACCAGGCAGGGACACUACAAUUUGCACACAAUGUGUAAUAACACUAACACUACUACACUAUUCUUAGUAUUUGGGUUCAUUUUAAAGGUAACACUAAGGAACUACUUAAAUAUCUCGCGUAUGAAUACAUCCAAUCGGUGUGUGUGAAUAUUAUGACUACGUGGUCGUGACGAGAAAGUGCCGCGGAAAUUCGCUAUAACGUCAUAUACUGGAAUCUUGUUUGUGGUCAGACCAUUCCAUUAAUACAUAAUUAUUUACAAAUCAUGGCAUAUCCGUCACCUGCCGGUUGGAACCCAGCGAUGGGCAGUGGUAGCUGUGGCGCUUAUCCUACACCGGGAGCGGCCUAUCCGCAGAUGUGUUACCCUCAAUCAGCGGCGACCAAGCCGACAUUAAACCCUAGCAUUCCUUUUCUUGGUCAAAUCCCUGGACGUCUGAGUCCUGGAAAAAUGGUAAUCAUACAUGGAACUAUCCCCCCAAAGGCCGACAGGUUUGGUAUAAACUUUCAGAUUGGUACCAGUAUUAAACCACGUGCAGACAUUGCAUUCCACCUUGCAAUCCGAGUAAAGCUUGGGCAUAUUGUUAGGAAUACGCUGACAAACGAUAAGUGGGGUGCCGAAGAAAGUGGUGUGCCUUACCAGCCAUUCAUACAUGGUCAAAACUUUGAAAUAAUGAUCCUAGCUGACAAGGACGAAUUCAAGGUUGCUGUCAACAGUCAGCAUUACAUUACGUACAAACACCGUGUCAGACCUCUGACGAAAAUCGACUAUCUUGGUAUCAUUGGUGACGUCAUAAUCACAUCUGUGAAGUUCCAGGAUGAACAGGUUGCAGCAGGUGGAACUUGCGUAUCUGCCGCCCCGAUAGUACCCAUUGUCAAUCCUAGCAUUCCUUUCCUUGGUCACAUCCCUGGAUGUCUGAGUCCUGGAAAAAUGGUAAUCAUAUAUGGAACUAUCCCCCCAAAGGCCGACAGGUUUGGUAUUAACUUUCAAAUUGGUACCAGUACUAAACCACGUGCAGACAUUGCAUUCCACCUUGCAAUCCGAGUAAAGCUUGGGCAUAUUGUUAGGAAUACGCUGACAAACGAUAAGUGGGGUGCCGAGGAAAAUGGUGUGCCUUACCAGCCAUUCGCACAUGGUCAUAACUUUGAAAUAAUGAUUCUGGCUGACAAGGACGAGUUCAAGGUUGCUGUCAACGGUCAGCAUUACAUUACGUACAAACACCGUGUCAGACCUCUGAAGAAGAUCGACUAUCUUGGUAUCAUUGGUGACGUCAUAAUCACAUCUGUGAAGUUCCAGGAUGAACAGUUGCAGUAGAUAAGACUUACGUAGCUGCCACCCCAAUAGGACCCAUUGUCAACAUAGCGGUCGAAGUGAAUGUGAAUGUACAGUGCGCCUGGUAUCGGCAGAUGUCUGGUUCUUAUGAUGUUUUUAUACUAAUACUUAAAAUCAAGUAUAUUGUUUUCGAUUCUUAGUUUAAAUAACAUAUUGGCAUAGCCGAUAUAUUUAUAUUCCACGCCAUUUUAUUUUAACAAAUAAAGUUACCGGGUCCUAUCUCUGGUAUACUUU